Messenger RNA from Notodromas monacha, 1506 nucleotides. NCBI's taxonomy places the organism in Eukaryota, Metazoa, Arthropoda, Ostracoda, Podocopida, Cyprididae. The record is from the annotation of a GenBank genome assembly.
AUGGUCGACAGAGAGGCUAUUAUGGAGGAGGAGGAGUUAAUUACGGAUGGCCCUCAUAUGCUGGAGGCUAUCUUGGAUCUGUGGGAUAUGGAGGCAAUUAUGGUGGAUACAAUAAUGGAUACAACAAUCUUGGGUAUGGGAACUCUUGGAGAGGUUACGGCGGGGGAUUCGGCGGUUUUGGAGGAAGCAAUUACGGAAAUUACGGCAACAAUGGAUUUGGAGGAUUCGGGGGAUCUUUCGGUUUUGGAGGAUCCGGUGGUACUUAUUGCCGUGUCAGUCGUUCGACGCGAGGGGAUGGAUAGUGCAGCAUCGAGUAUUGGAUCCAUGCUCUCUGAAAGCCUUCGAAAAAUGAUUCAAAAGGCUGAAGUCAUUGCGGAAAGAGAUACCGAUUCUGAUGCAUCCAUUGACCUGGAGGAUAUUGUUGAUGGUGAAGACUGUAGCUCCGAGGAUGAUGUUGAUGAGUAUUUCGUCUCCCGCUUUUUCGCUGCCGACACAGAUCAAAGUUCGUCACUCAUGGCGAAGGCUUCAGAAGUUAAUGAACAGGAAGGAGUUCUCAGUGGUUGUGGAAUUGUGGGUUGUAAAUUCUGCUUGGAAAUCGAAGAUCUGGCUCGAAGAAGUCGAGAAAACUUCCUGAGAUCAAAGUUCGAGUAUUCUUCGGUUGUUGACAGCUCCCAGGCUCCGGUUGUUCGACUGGAGCGAUGUUCUGAUGCAGAUUUAUUGGUAUCACGUCUUGAUUUCCGAUUUCGUAAAGAAAGAAGAAAUGUGGCCCAGCUAGAUGAAGGGAAUUGUGUUCAAGAGAACGCAUCUGUCGACAUGAAUCUUGUGCGUGAAAAAGUAAUCGAGCAGAAUCCUGUGACAACGCGAAGCUCUGUUCUAUUUGUUGAAAACCCAACCAGCGUUUUAGGCGCUCCAUCGCCUCCUCGAAAUUCUAUGGAUACAUUGGAGCAAACCACCUCAAAUGCGAAGUCCGCUAUGAAAGUUAGUUCUUCGCCGUUGGAGAAAAAGCCGAGAUUUCUUCCGAUCAAGUUUGACUUCGGCUCUGGUUCCUUGAAGUCGGAGAUUUCCGAAAGUAAAUCGAUUUCACCGAUGAGUCGAUUGAAAUCCGAAAGAGUUGAGCCAAUUAUUCCCGUUGAUUUAUGGAAAAGUCGUCAAGAAAGCGACGAUGAGCUGGAAAAUUAUGACAUCCGAAAUUCCUCGCCUGUGUCUUCGAACGCAUCCUCUGCAAACCUGUUUGAUAACCAUGGUAGACAACCUGAACGAGCAUUACCGACUUGCUCUUUUGAAGAAGAAGAAGAAAUGGUUCAGUUAACGCUGUGGUUUGGUGAACCAAAUGUUACUUCUGUUACGAAUGAGCCGUUGGAGAAAGUGAGAAAAGAGCCACGAAGGAAAGCGCUAUCUGAAGUUCAAAUAAGGCCUGGAAAGCGUCCAAAACUACCCAUUCGACGAAGAGCUUUGUAUGAACAUGAUGAUGUGGACUUCGAUGUAUACCUCCGCCAACGUUUCUAA